Plasmodium coatneyi is the source of this 609-nucleotide messenger RNA. RefSeq lists its product as uncharacterized. The transcript has 2 exons. The record is from RefSeq and is a predicted model, not a curated record. NCBI's taxonomy places the organism in Eukaryota, Apicomplexa, Aconoidasida, Haemosporida, Plasmodiidae. The coding region runs from base 1 to 609 and encodes 202 amino acids.
AUGAAUUUAAUUACACUUUUAUUACAUGUUAUAGCCUUAACCUUCAUGUUUUGGCAAUCUGACUCUUUGUGGGGUAUGAGAGGUCCCAUUAAACGUUCGGCUAAUAGACAACAUAUAAGUGGAGGUGAAUUAGGUUCGAGCUUUGGAAGAAUUUUACAUGAAGCAGAUGAAGUUUCAACUGAGAUCCCUAUGAAUUACACCAUAGUAUAUGUGAGAAUCAUUGGUUAUUCGAAUCCAAAUGUAUAUUAUAACGAUGAGUUUGACGAAGCGGAAGCAGAAGAGAUACAACAAUUUGAAUUUACUAAUAAAUUAAAUAGAAGGCUGAAUAAAGCUAUCAGAGAAAUGGCAUCUGAAUAUGCCGAUUUUACACAAUUCAUGGAUGUCCAGUGGAGAGAUAAAAUGUGGUCAGACGUAUGGUUUAAAUAUCUAACCAGCAUAAUUCAGGAUUUGCAAAAAUACCUUUCGUGCACUUACCUACCUAUAAGUUGUGUAGAUCAAAUUUCUAAUAAUUUAAUAUAUUUAACUAAAAAAGAUUUUAAAGCAUUUUUGGAGAUAGUUGAUGAUAAAUGGAACGAAAAAUUAAAUAACAAUGAUGUGCGAGGAAGGUGA